Messenger RNA from Camelus dromedarius (Arabian camel), 2946 nucleotides. RefSeq lists its product as uncharacterized. Bases 718 to 1650 code for a protein of 310 amino acids. The transcript has 12 exons. NCBI's taxonomy places the organism in Eukaryota, Metazoa, Chordata, Mammalia, Artiodactyla, Camelidae. The record is from RefSeq and is a predicted model, not a curated record.
CAGCUGGGCGGGGCCGGGGAGGGCAGGGCCGCGCGGAAGUCCUGACCUGCAUGUGGCGCCGGCCGGAGGUUGGGCGUUGCUGCCACCAGUGGGCGGGACAGCGGGGCAGCGAGGCGGGGGCACCCUCACCUGUCCGUGUGUGGGGAUCAGCCUGGGCUCCGUGGCCUCCGCUUGCACCGGACGUGGACCCAGGCUACCGGUGGGCAAGAUAGAGGACUGAGCCCAGGCACGCACGGCUGGCCAGGUGGGAUCCCCACCCCCGCUCAGCCUUCUUGCUGCAUGGAUGCUGAAGGACCAGGCUCACUUGAAGUUCUGAGAUUGAGCAGUAAGGUGGAAACAAAGAAACCAAUGGAAACAAAGAAACAAGUCAUUGUGGCCAAGCUCCCCACCACAGAGAAGCUGCCCUGAGUGGAAGGGAGGGUGUGGGCAUGCCCAUUUGUUUCGUGUCUCCCAGUGCUCUUCGCUUUCUUAUUGCAGACCUGCAUGGUUACAACAAAAUGAUCUGCAAAACUGAAAAUAUUUACUCUCUGGCUUUUACAGAAAAGGCUGACCAGCCUCUGGUUCCCGUACCGGUCAACUGAUUGGAGUACCUUUCCAGUUUGGAAACAUCUGGGCAGGCCCAGCUGGUAAGUUUACUUUUCUACUUUGACCAAGCAAACUGAAGCCAACAGAAGAGAACUUUCACCAGCAACUCCCAGCACAUCCGCUCGCCUUCUGAUGUCUGUGACUACACUCUCGCUGCUCCACCUCUUAUUACAGAUUGAACAGGAUCCAGGGGGAAGUACCAAGCCUGUCCCAUCGGCCAUCCUGUGUGUCAUGUCCUGUGACCCAGUAGAUGCUCAGCACCCUCCAGCUGAAGAAACAGAUUGCCUUAGGUACAUCAAAGGUGAGGACACCUACUAUCCCCAUGGAGCCCAGGUGGGGCUGGGAGUCUGCUGUUUGUACAGCCGGUGGGCUCGUGUUGCUUUGGGCAUCCCUGUGCCUGAAUUCCUGCAGUACACUCGGUGCCUGUUUCCUAAUCUGCAAAACUGGAAUGAUGUUAACCAUCCCGCAGUGCAUUCCAUGGUGCAUCCUCACCUAGAAUUGAGUGGAAGCAAGUCCAUCUCAGAAGGGACAUACCUGAAGAGGAAUGGCAUUCCAGACUCUGAAGGGCAGAGAAAGCACCAGCCUGGGUUAGAGAAAGAGAACAGCAUCUCUGAGCCCGUCCUGGGUGACCUCACAGAGAUCACCCUAGUGGCCCAGGCUAGUGACCGGGAACAUGUACCUUCCUGCAGCCAACCCCAGACGUCCACUGAUGCCUCAUAUACUGGCAAAGAUCCUGGCCUGGGGGGGCGAUGGCCGCCGGAGAUUCGCCAGAUGUUGGACUCCAGCUUAACCACCGGAAGUGGGCAGGAUGUGCUGAGGGGGCGGAGGCAGCCGCCAAGGCAGCGACGGAGGGGGCUGUCCCUGGCCAGCCGGUCAAUUUGUUCCCAUCUCAACAUUUGCUGUCCCAGUUUCACAGGACGCCCUUCUUCAGUUUAUCCUUCUCCUGGGAGGUGGGCUCAGUGCAUGCAGCCCAAGGUCUGGGCUCUCCCCUGGGGAGGGGCAGAACUCUCUUCUUCUUCUUUGUCUUUAUUCUUCAGCAAAGUGGUUACUGGCCCCAAUUCUUAAUUCUGAGAAAGUGUAGCCUGUGUUACGGAGGAGCUGCUGGACAGUGAGGUUUCUGGGUGGGUUUUCACAUCAGCUGAUGCCCCAGGCAGGCAGGAAAUCUAUUACUUAGAGCUUCUUAGUCUGGAGUUGGGGGAUGGCCCCGCCAUCCUCACCAUGCUUUUUAAAAAUGUGUUACUCCCCUCUUUUUCCUAGGUGACAUUUUAGGUUAUUGCGUCCCAGAUUGCUGGCACACUCAUCCCUGUUCUCAAACAUCUUUUAAACUUGGGUGAAGUGAUAAGUUGGGGAAGAAGAUGAUUUACUGAAAGUCUCCCGAGAAGAGAUUCAGACUGAACAGCUUUGUGUCGGACUUUGGAAGACCGCUGGUGCCCAAGGGGUUCUCUGGCAGCACAAUGACGAAUCUAGGUCCCUCUUUCACUGCUACGUCAAUGAAGUGGACCGCUUGGACAAGGCCAAAGCUGGUAUCCCAACCAUAGCCCUUGACAGUGAUGUUCGGCUCCAGGAAGCCAUCAGAUGCAGCAGGUGGCCAGAGGAGGAGCCGAACGGGCUCAUGAAAUGUGACACCCCCAGCUUCAUCAACACGGACCAGAACUCUUCCUUUGGGGAAGAUGAUCUCCUGAUUUUGGAACCACCUAUUGUUCUAGAAAAUAAGCCAGUUGCCCAGACCUCACACAAAGACUUGAAUUGGAAAUGUGCUUUGUCAAGUGUUUCUCUGAAGAUGUGAAGUCUGUCUUUGUAUGGCAGGAAGUCCCCUUUCACAAAAUUGUAUGUGUUUGUGUCUGAGAGAGAGAAAUGGAGACAGACAGAAAGACGGAGACAGAAGAGAGCCCCCUCAGAAGAGAGCUAGUUAAGCUCCUCUGAGAUCCUCCGGCCACCCUUGCUCCAACCUGAGGACAGACCUACCGUUCCUUUCCUAGGAGGAGGAUCAAUCCAUGGUGCAUUUUAUGACAAUCCUGUCCCCAGGAAUGCACGGAAGGUUAUCAGCUGAGUGAGGGGAAGUGCCUCUGUGUCUCUGUGUCCCUGUAUCUCUGUCUGCUCACAGUGCCCUGCCACCGGCUACUGAACAAGAAAAGUGCUAUUCACCAUGCUGUGUCUUUUGCAGAUGUGUAGGUGAUGGUCUUGUGGCUCAUGUGUGGGCUUUGUCCUGGGAUGGUGAAGGGCUUAUAAAUACCUCAUCAACAUGUAUUCGAGAUGGCCUGGUGCCACACAGACUUGAUUCAUGAAGGCAUCAAGCCUGCACACUGGUUUGGAAACAACUUGGUUUUGAUCAGUCACACUGCAUGCAUGACUCACUGCUGA